AUGUCUUCAGGAAAGAAAGCAUCACUUUCGGAAGGUGAUGAAAUUAAUGAAAUUAAUGAAAUUAGUGGUGGAGGAAUUAUUACAAUUCAGCCUUUAGAUAUACAACAAAUGCAAUCUAGUUAUGCCAAGACAUAUCCUCUCGGAGAUAAUCCUCACGGAUUUUACGGUGGUAUGAUGAAUUGUCUUGGCGUGUUGUGCGGAACGUUUGGAUCGAUUCCUUUAUGUUUUUGUUUCCCUAAUCCUUACAAAAAAGUUGGUCAAGGUUUUGUAGGAUUGAUUUCACGAUUUGGACAAUUUUACAAAUCUGUUGAUCCGGGGUUGGUCAAAGUAAAUGUCUUCACGGAAGAAAUCCAGAAAGUUGAUAUCAAGAUACAAGUCACGGAUAUUCCAAGACAAGCAAUUAUGACAAAGCCCUUGUUGAACGAUUGUAUUGAAAAUCGUGAAGCAAUUGCUUUUGAAAUUAAAGAAAUCAUUGAUGAGCCUGCUCACGCUUGGGGUGUUAAGGAUAUUCAAUUCUCGGCGGACUUACAAUCUUCCCUUUCUUCGGCAGCUCAACAAAAGAGAAUUGGUGAGAGUAAAGUUAUUGCUGCUCAGGCUGAAGCUGCCGAACUUCUUAAUUCACCAGCUGCAAUGCAAAUUCGAUACCUUGAAACAAUGGCUGCAAUGUCAAAAACUACUGGCGCCAAAGUCAUCUUUAUGCCUUUUAAUUCAUUACAUGAUGGUCCCGGACCAUCUACUAGUAGUGAUGGUAAGCUUAAUCCCGCAAGCGCUACGAUUUAUCAAACGAUGGCUGAUAAUUAUUAA
This is a messenger RNA of Diversispora eburnea, 804 nucleotides long. NCBI's taxonomy places the organism in Eukaryota, Fungi, Glomeromycota, Glomeromycetes, Diversisporales, Diversisporaceae. The record is from the annotation of a GenBank genome assembly.